AUUUUAAGAAAUAUUUCAGACAGAUAAAAUGAUUCAAAACUCUUCAAGACAAGGUUCUCAGGUCCGCAAACAAAACUCUAGAUCCAGAUCAGGAUCUUCUGUUAAAAAGGCUAUAAGAUCCAAGUCCAGAAGUAGGUCGUCUGAUAGAGGAAGCAGAAGAAGUUCACCAAAAAGAUCAAUCAGCCGUAAAAGAUCAAACAGCCGUAAAAGAUCAAACAGCCGUAAAAGAUCAAACAGCCGUAAAAGAUCAAACAGUCGUAAAAGAUCAAAUAGUCGAAGAUCUAUCAGUAGGAGAAGAUCCACGAGUAGAAGCAGAUCUAGAAGCAGGGAUAGAUACAGGAGCAGGAGCAAAAAAAGAUCCAGGUCUUAUAGCAGAAGAAGAUCUCGAAGUUCCCGAAGACGAAGGUCUUACAGUAGAAGAUCCUCAUCAAGAUCAAGAUCAAGAUCAAGAUCACGAUCGAGAAGAAACCUAUCUCCAGAUCCAGAUGGUUACAGGCUUCACAUUGCAGAUUUAGAUGAGCAUGCACGAAAGAAGGACCUGGAGCGCGUUUUCAUGAAGUAUGGACCAUUGAAAGAGAUCUGGUUGGCCAGCUAUGCUCCAUUCUAUGCUUUUGUUGUUUACAGAAACCGGUUGGAUGCUCAGGAUGCAUGUGAGGAGGCUGAGGGUGCUGAUGUAGCGGGGAAACGGAUUCGUGUCACAUACGCUCGUCCUAGACACGUCGGGCCUAGGCAUAGAUAUUCAUCAGAUAGACAUAGAGACAGCGGAUACAGAAGAUAGAUCCCACAAGUGUUAAGACGGAUGAUAAUUCGAAGGGUUCCAAACUUGAUGAUUUUUGAUUGAUAGGACAGUUGGUUUGAGAAGUAUGUCAAUAUAAGUUAAACUUUUUUUUUGUAUAUUUUGUCUAUCUGUUUAUAGUCUUUGAUUUGUGAAUUGGCUGUUCAACAUAUAAUUCAACAUUUAAGGUUUUUCUUACUUGAAAACAAGCCUAAGCCUGGCCUUAGUGUAAUCUGUAAAUACUAUAAUUCUAAAUAUUUAUCAGGAAUGUUUUUAAACAUAUCUCUGUACUGUAUCUUCUUUCAGAGCUUAGACUUUUAACACUCUAUUCAUCUAUUUAUUCAUUCCAUGGACAUGAUAAUUUCUCGAUAAGUUGAGAAUAUUACUGUGCUUGGCGUAAUCUUCUAAAAAUCGGAAAAUAUUUACAGUUUUUAUCAUUGGUUCAAGACGAAAUACCGAGUAUAUCUACUUGAAACUAAAUAUUAUACUAAUUUUGAAUUUUUUUUUUAAUAAAAAAGCCACGCAAUAUUUGUUUUGUGGAAGACACUAUAGAUGGAAACCUUAGACCGCACAAAUUAGCGAGCUACCGAGUGCCGACCUAUUUAACCUAUUGUGAUAUGUUUUCUUGAAUUCCUAAGGAUAAUUUAGACAUUUUUAUGGUUUUUAUUUUAUUUUAUUCUCAAUUGAUAAGUCAUAUUUUUUUUGCUAUACGGAGAUUUUUUAUUGUUCUGAAUAAUUUCUUAAAUAUCAUAUAAUCACACAAACUACUGGAGUAAGCACCACAUUUCUUAUCUCUUGACAAUAUUUUUUUUAAAAAGAUUCAAUCUUCCUUAUCAAGGCAUAUUUUAGAUAUCCUACGUCACUUUGAAGUUAUUAUGACAAUCCUACUCUAAAAAUCUGAACAUCGAAAAUCCGUUUUAAAUUUAAUUUAAAAAGGAAAACUUUCUCAAUUAUUCUUUUAAUGUUUAUCUGAACUAUAAUAUUCAACCCAUUAGAUGUAGUGCGGAUAAACCUUCGUUCCGGUAAUACAACCCCAAAACAAGAAAUGUUUAACAAGCUGAUGUAAUUUCUUGUCAGAACAAAAUCACGAACAUCACAUAUAAUACAGGGUGACCCAAUAAACAUGGGAAUUGAGUGACGAUUUCGAUAUCGUCUUUUUAAAUAAUUCUUUAAUUUAGUAUUACCUACGGAGAAGAUUUUUUUGAAAUCAGGUAUUACAAUGCUAAUUCUGAACAAAGCCGAUCUCGAAUGCUUCACUCAAUUCCCAUGUUUAUUGGGACACCUUGUACUAUUCUUUUAUAAAAUGACCUCUAGUUAUUAUUCUACAGUAAAACGAGGGUUAAAAACACAGAUUAAAUUUUGCCAAUUUUAAUUCAUGUAAUAUAUCAUUCCGAUUUUAAGUGUUUUACAUAAUUACUUGUAAUAUUUUAUUAUUUUAGAUCCGUUUGUUUUGUUACUUUUGAAGUUUUGUGAAAUAUAUAUUGCUGUAUUUUCA
Molecule: messenger RNA, 2270 nt
Organism: Eurytemora carolleeae
Lineage: Eukaryota; Metazoa; Arthropoda; Copepoda; Calanoida; Temoridae
Product: serine/arginine-rich splicing factor 7
Exons: 4
Coding region: 29-778 (249 amino acids)
Cellular component (GO): nucleus
Molecular function (GO): RNA binding
Source: RefSeq, a predicted model, not a curated record